Molecule: messenger RNA, 2666 nt
Organism: Salmo salar (Atlantic salmon)
Lineage: Eukaryota; Metazoa; Chordata; Actinopteri; Salmoniformes; Salmonidae
Source: RefSeq, a predicted model, not a curated record
UUAGGAGAUACACUGUAGUUUAAAUGUGAGACUGAUGUUUCUGCUGGUUAGACUGUUUGUUUUGUUGAGGUUACUCAUUUUCCCGUAUGGGGGAGAGUUGUUUGAACAUUGGCCCUAAUGUGUGAAAUAAAGAGGUGAAGGUUUCUCCUCUGUGUUGCUUUGUGUUGUUCUGCUGUGGCAGGUGGCUCGCCAGCUGCAGCCCUCUGUAAUAUGGAUCGGAGAUGCAGAGAAAACCUUUUAUAAGAAAGUCCCAAAACUGGAGAAAGAGAUGGAGCCUAAGCGUCUGAAGAAUGACCUAGUAAAGGUGCUGAAGUCCGUGAAGCCUGAGGAUCGUGUUCUGGUCGUAGGGACGUCCCGGAGGCCCUUUGACGCAGACCUCAAGCCCUUCUGUAAAGUCUAUAGGAAGAUCAUCCUCAUCCCCAGACCUGACUAUGCCUCCAGACUGGUGCUGUGGAGGGAGCUGCUAUGUGGCGGCGGUGCUCGCCUCACCCCCAGCCUGGACCUGAGCUCCCUGGCCAAGGUGACAGACUGCUACACCCAGGGCCACAUCCUGCAGGCUGUGAUGCAGGUGCUGAUCCCUCGCAGGCUGGCCCAGCAGACUACCAGACCACUGAAGAGUUCAUCCCUCCACUGGCCAGACAGGACCCCGUCUACAAAGAGGAAGAGGAGGCCUUUAAGAUGUGGUACGGCAAGACACCUUUGGGUAAGAAGAGGGCACGGGCAGCCAAGGCCAUCGAGGAGGAGGGAGAGUCGGGCAAGGACAAAGACAAGCAGGGCAGUGGGAAGAAGACAGGGAAAGAAGAGAAAAGCAAGAAGAAAAAUAAGUAAAUAUCAAAGACAAAAGAUAGAUGUCGUCAACAUUGGGGAGGUAUACAGAUAGGGACUUUCAGGGGAUGUCAUGUACAUUCCUAGUUCUUAGAUAUGAUGGACGAUACAUUUACUACCAGUCUAUGAAUGGAAAUGUCAUGACGCAGUAUAACGGUAACAGUCGAUCGUGUUAGGAUCAUAAUGAAAAAAGUAACUGUUUAUCUUGUAUGAGACCAGAUAUAAAGUAUGUCAAAUAAAUCAUUGUUAUCGCAGUGUAAAUAUUUAAGAUGGAAAUAAGUGUUCUUGAUUUUAGUCCAAAUGGAUCACAGCAGUAUCAUUUCAUGAGAUUCUAUUUAGGGGAUGUUUAUUUUCAGUCUCUGACUAUUUUGACCAUUAGAAGCUAAUUAGCCUUGUUGAUGAGCGCUGAGUUGUUUAAACUGGGGGCUCUGAGCUGCAGUGGGGGGGGGGGCGUCCUGAGACUCACAAACCCCCCCAAAUACACCCCGUCGCAGCCGAGCCCCGGGCUCCCCUCUCUCCCCUGUCCUGAGACAAAUCAUCAUUAACCAUCCCCAGAACCACGAAACCGUGCAACGAUGGAGGGAUUCCUCUCAAAUGUUAGCUGCUAACCGUAAUGACGAAAAAACACAGCAGAAAGAUAAAUGAAUCAAUGAAACAAAUGGUGCCUUGUAUUUCCUGUCUGUCUUCCUUUCUCUCUCUCUCCCUUUCUCCUUUCCUCAGCCAUCGUUGGGUUUGAGUGGCUUCUGUGCCAUGGAGUCUGUUAAUUAGCCUGUGUAAUUGUCAUUGUUGCCAGUUACAGCCAGGGGGCUUCAGGCAGAGAGGCACUGUGCAAUGUAACAGCACCUUGUCCCAGGUCGCCCUGUGCUACUGUUUACACCCAGUUAGCACUAACAAGCCAGCCUGCCCUGCCAAGCGGCUGACCCACUUCCCGGCCCCAGCAAGCCUCUACUAGCUCCCCAAGGACCAACUACCCCCCCCCCCCCCUUCACUGGCCAUCUUUAAUCAAGUAUUCGUCAAUGGGAAACCAGAUCCCCAUUGUCCACCACAGCAUAACCCUAACCUUGCAUCUGUACCCUCUUGUCUUUUGGGUGUCUGUCUCCCCCCCACUCUCUUGUCCCUGUCUUUAUUGUCAUCCUCUACCUUCCCUUUCUGUCUGUCUGUCUUUCUCUCACUGUCCCAUCCCAUCGCUCUCUCCUUUUCUCUCUUUAUCUCUCUCUAUCUCUCUCACUCUCCUUCUUCUCCAUCCCAUCUUUCCUCCUGCCAGGUGGGUUUACAGAGCGUGACAAACACUGUCACCUUUCCUGCUCCUUGUAGCUUAAAUCAACAUCUAAUUGAAUUAUUCAUGUGUGUGGACCACCGCCUUCUUACCCAAGAAAAGGCCCUUAAGCAGUCUUUUAUGUGACGACGAAGCUGUUUUUUACUCCAGUGGUGUUCCCUUUGGGAUCUAUUUACUGUAGUAUGACUGAGGUGAACCAUGACGUGCAUUUAUCCAGAAUAACACAUUCACAAUGUCUUAAUGCACAGAUAAUUAGCCAAAGCGUAAAGACAGCAUUGCGUUUGGUUAAUUGUUUACAGUGUGAUGGUUACUAGCGUUAGAAUCAGCUGACCUGUAUCUCAGACAGACUUAUUUAUUUGAUUUUGCCCAUCUUCUCCUCCUUCAUGCUUCAUUUCCUCAUUUCCAUAAAACUGGAUUUUUCUCUGCAUUUUUGUGGCGAUGAUAAUUAAGCAUUAUUUGAUUAGAUUAAUCAUUCUUUCAUUUCUGUGUUUUGUGAUGACAGAGUCGGGGGUGAUUCAACCCUGUGGUCAUGGCAGUAAUAAAAUCAAGACCUCUGUCGACUCAA